Messenger RNA from Lates calcarifer (barramundi perch), 773 nucleotides. RefSeq names its product autophagy protein 5. Lineage: Eukaryota; Metazoa; Chordata; Actinopteri; Centropomidae. The annotation marks the transcript as partial. The transcript is spliced from 6 exons. Gene Ontology annotation, biological process: autophagosome assembly; autophagy of mitochondrion; nucleophagy. The record is from RefSeq and is a predicted model, not a curated record. Gene Ontology annotation, cellular component: phagophore assembly site membrane; Atg12-Atg5-Atg16 complex; cytoplasm.
CGCUGUUUUUCGGUGAACAGGGUUUUCAGCCGUUUUUCCGGUGACAGCAGGGGAAUGACAACAUCGACAGUCACGGCCCUUCUCCCAUCCAGGCUAAGUGCAGAACAUCGACAAAAAGAAGGUGUCUCUACCUUUGGACCUCGGGGUCUGUGUUUGGGGAAUUUAUUCUUUAUGUGCCACUGGGGGCAGAAGCAGCAUGGCAGAUGACAAGGACGUGUUGAGAGACGUUUGGUUCGGCCGGAUCCCCACCUGCUUCACUUUGAACCAGGAUGAGGUUACGGAGAGAGAGGCCGAGCCCUACUAUCUGCUGUUACCCAGGGUGAGCUACCUGACUCUGGUUACAGACAAGGUGAAAAAACACUUUCUCAAAGUGAUGAAGGCCGAGGACGUGGAGGAGAUGUGGUUUGAGUAUGAAGGAACACCACUGAAAUGGCACUAUCCAAUCGGAGUUCUUUUUGACCUUCAUGCCUCCAACACUGUCUUACCCUGGAGCAUCACUGUGCACUUUAAGAAUUUUCCAGAUCGUGACCUGCUCCACUGCCCGUCCAACUCUGUGAUCGAGGCUCACUUCAUGUCCAGCAUCAAGGAGGCCGACGCCCUCAAGCACAAGAGCCAAGUAGUUAACGACAUGCAGAAGAAAGACCACAAACAGCUGUGGAUGGGCCUGCAGAAUGAUAAGUUUGACCAGUUCUGGGCCAUGAACAGGAAGCUGAUGGAGUACCCCACUGAGGAGGGAGGCUUCAGAUACAUCCCCUUCAGGAUAUACCAGGUAA